AUGAGUAACACAAGGCAUUUCUUUACGCCAGCAGAAGAUCAGAUGAUUCUUAAAUGGAGAGAACGAAGCCCUGAUGCUCCAUGGGCUGAAAUUGCAAAGAAACUUAAAAACAAAACAGCAAAACAAUGCAAUGAUCGCUACAACAAACAUCUCAAAAUAGCAAGGAAUGAUGAACCAUGGUCAGUUUCUGAAGAUAGGCUACUUAAAGAACUCGUUGAAGAGCAUGGCCACAACUGGGUUAUCGUUUCCAAGCUUUUGGGUACCAGAUCCAACAUCGAAACCAAGAAUAGAUGGUCUGUUCUCGUCAGAAUGCAAAACAGCUUGAAAAAGAAAUCUAAGAAAGUAAAACCCAAGAAGCAAAUGGAAACUCCAGCUCCAAGCGUGCCUUCUCCUACACCAGCUGAACCGCAAGCAACAGCUGAAGAGUUCGUUUUUUUUGACCAAGCAUUUGGCGAAAUUGAAAAUAACUGGUUCAACUUGGACCAGCCCUUCAAAGCAGAAGUCGAAGAUUUUAGCGAGACUUUCAAUUGGUUUGUAUGA
This is a messenger RNA of Trichomonas vaginalis G3, 540 nucleotides long. RefSeq names its product RNA polymerase II transcription regulator recruiting protein. The transcript has a single exon. Gene Ontology annotation, cellular component: nucleus. The record is from RefSeq and is a predicted model, not a curated record. The coding region runs from base 1 to 540 and encodes 179 amino acids. Gene Ontology annotation, biological process: regulation of DNA-templated transcription. Gene Ontology annotation, molecular function: RNA polymerase II cis-regulatory region sequence-specific DNA binding; DNA-binding transcription factor activity, RNA polymerase II-specific. NCBI's taxonomy places the organism in Eukaryota, Parabasalia, Trichomonadida, Trichomonadidae.